Molecule: messenger RNA, 1471 nt
Organism: Verticillium dahliae VdLs.17
Lineage: Eukaryota; Fungi; Ascomycota; Sordariomycetes; Glomerellales; Plectosphaerellaceae
Exons: 2
Coding region: 133-756 (207 amino acids)
Source: RefSeq, a predicted model, not a curated record
GUUCUUUUCGAGUUUGGGGGCAAUAUGAAAGCCCCAUAACCAUACUUUGCAGUAUUGUUUGGUUAUAAAUGCCGGUGAUUCCCACGGAACAUGCUUCUUCUUUCGCGCACAUAGACUAUCGCAAUCGCCAAGAUGUUCAUCAUUCCGCCUACGCAGGAGUCCAGACGGCUGGCUACACAGGCCCUUUUCCCCGUUGACAAAUUCAUUCGAAAUAUCAACGCAAAGGACUUUUGGUGUUUUCCUAAUGGCACGAAGACCACUGAAGCUAAGAAUCUCCUACGACACUACGUUGUCGAACAGUUGCCGAAUGUUGAUAAGAGAGCGGCGUCCCGAGCAAUACGCAUAGAGGGAAAGCUCAUGACUGUGGGCCCUGAGGUUAUUUGGAUCAGAGAUGAUCACCUUAGGAAUAACGUGGACAAGACCACAUUGAUAUGCUUGGCCGUCCCGACUCCCUCUGGGGCGCAGACUGCAACACCAUCUCAUGAGAGCCCCGAAACCAAACAAACGCUGAUAUCAGAUAUGCGGAAGGUAGGGGUGAGGGGAACGAUAAUCGACUGGGCAGAGAAAGAGUUUGGAGGUGCAACAGCUGCUGUAGGCGAAGGACAGGGAACCAAGCCGUUGCCGAUCAAAUUCGAAAUCGGCAGCGUAUUGCAACUCGACGAACACGAGGAGCUCUUUGUACGCCCUGAAAGUGAAGGCAUAUGUAUGGUUUUGUUUGGGCACAAGCACGAUGCACAUGAAGCAGGAGAUGGGUGAGGUAUUCCCAAGUCAUAGAUUAUCUAAGAAAGAUUCAAAGGUUAUACUGUCCCCAGAAACGAUCAGGUCCGAGACGUCAGUCAGAAACAUCUGAGCAGACCAGCUUGGAUCCCUUCCCCAGCCACAUUCCGCCAUAUCCCUAGGAUUCUCGGUGAUGACCACGUGUUUUGCACCUAGCCAGUCGCGCACAAGCUCUGAAAACCGAGAUGAGAGUAGGGAAAUUGACCUCCUAAUCAUGGUGGUCUUCUCUGUGGCUGUCAAUGAUCCGACCCCUGUAAGGCGUGAGGCCCCCUGGGAGUGUAGCGCAUCCAGUGUCAGAAAUUCCAAUGCCUGAUCCAAAUUGCCUGUCUCAAUACAACCGAUCGCGUUGUGCAAUUGCGAAAGCCGGGCGUCCGAGCCGACGUCAAGAUGCUCGAUUGAACACAGUAAGCGGCGUAGCAGAUUGAGAUGUGGCGCUCUUUCAACUUCGAAAGCUGCCCAACGCUUUUGGAGGUCCUUGAUUAUGAAAAUUAGGUAAGUGGACCUUUUCAAUUCCGCAGUCCUCCACUCACUCGAGCACCAGUACCGUGGAUGCAUGUCAAACUUUAGGCUUGCCGAAUUUCGCAGUCCUGGAGCUUCAGGCAACGCAAGAUGCCCAGAAACUUCCAUCGCAGACCAGGCCAUUCGCAGAUAUCCAAACCAUCGGGACAGGGACCGCGUACCAUUCUGGAUGGUG